AUGACACAGUCUAUACCAUCGCUCGCUUCUGCUGCUGCCCUGCUCCUCUUUCUCGCCACUACAGCAACAUUCAAUCCCCACGUCGAUGCCUGCGGUGUCACCAUCCACAACGAAGUCGCCUUCAGAGCAUCCCGUAUCCUCCUCUCAACCACCAACGAGAACAAUAACAACACUCGACUCGACCUGCUCUUUGCAGGCAGCUUCUUCCCUGAUUGGGGUUACAACUGCAUUGGCAAACUCUACAAUGAGGCCGCCGAGGAGGCACACUGGCCACCGUUUGCAGAGGCGGCCGUGAGAUACAUCCUCGAGACAUACCCCAAGCCUUGGGACGACCACACCAAGGUAGCUAGGACCACUCUCUCCCUUGUCACCCGACACGACAUUAGCCUCUCCUCAGGAUUCAUCGGGGUCCUUGCAGAGACCAGCUUUGGGGGGGAUUACUCCAAGGGCCAUACGCUCGCAGACAUUGGAGCCGAGUUUGUGUUGUCUCACAUGGGGAAGAUUGACCACCUGAUCACGUCGUGGAAGGUGCCAGUGAAGGAUAUUACAGAGAUCUAUAAGCGGAUGGGGUAUCGCGUUCCAGGCCCUGUUCUGAGCCAUUGUAUGAGGAAUGGGUUUGCAGGUGUCCAGGCAAACGCCCGUCUUGGGAGCCAGCUUUUCCCUAUCUACGCACCCCAGUCGCCGUUCUUGAUUGAGCAGGUCGAGGAUUACCCCUUGGGUGGGCUGAGGGACAUGACAGAGUGGACAGUCGACUGUUGGCAUGGACUGGCUCAGUACCUGGACGAGGUACGACCACUACCCGACCUUAUCGACCCUAUUGGAACCAACACUACCUUCAACCUAUGCUACGCUCUCUGGGAGGAACGGACCAAGACAUAUCGCAGAGAUGCAUUGGACAAUGCCCGAGAGGGACAAGCCCGGUAUGGACAUGCUGCUAUCGAGGGUGCAAAGGCUCUCUUGCGACUCAAGCAGGCUGGGUACAAGGUCAAGACCGAUACCGACAGCAAGCAUGGCAUGGUCACCUAUUCCAUCGAGAGGAUUCCACAUGACGGCAAUGUCUCUGUUGAACACGAGGGGCUCGACUUUGAGGUGGCACCUGUUGACGAGGAUGAGCAAUUGGCACAGCAGGAGCAACAACACCAUUCACACAACAUGAAGCUGACAAAAAUGGAAGCGAUCAAGGCGUCAGGAUCUCGUGUCAAUGCCUGUUUGACAUUUUCGGACGAGUUCGACUCGCAGGUUAAGACACUCUUUCUUCCUAUCGCCUACUCCUCGUUCGGCCACGCUGUGGUUACUGGAGACUUUGAUGGCGAUGGUAUCCUUGACCUAGCCAUUGCUGCCCCUCAUGUCACCUUUGACCCCAGAGCUCCCUCCCAAGGAUCGGUCUUUAUUGUCCCCGGUCAGACCUUGUACGACGACGAUGACAAUCUGCAGGAUGACCCCGAGGGCACUGAUGUUCGCACCCUGGCCUCACAUGUCCUCCAUGGCGAUCCUUCAGAGCCCCAGUCUCGGUUUGGAUGGUCACUUGCUGUUGUUGAUCUGAACGAGGACGGGAUUGAUGAUCUGGCGAUUGGUGCACCGGGACAUGGAGCCAAGGAUAUGGUCUAUGGAGGUUCGGUCUUUGUCUACUUUGGUCGCCGUGGACAAGGAUUCAAUAAUACGCCAGACGUGAUUAUUCACCAUGACAGGACCAAAGACAGGGCGCUGGAUGUCCCUCAAAGUGUCGGAGCUCUUGCUGGGUUGGGAUAUGUCGUCGAAGGUCUAGAUCUGACGGGCUCUGGAUUCAAGGAUCUUGUUGUUGGGAUGCCAAUGGCUUAUGGUAUCGUUCCUACCAAGCCUUCGAACAAGACCAAGCCCCCGCUGGAAUUGGCUCGCCAGACUGGCAAAGUUGUUGCUUUCUUGGCUUCUACUAGGCACAAAGGUCCGAUCCUUGACAUUGAUCGGGAUUGGGAACUGCAGGGCGAUGCCAAGUUUGCGUGGUUUGGAUCCUCGAUAGCUGUCAUUACAGAGUCGUUCUCGCAGACUGCUCCUUCAACGCCGUCCAGGUGGUCGUGGCUGAUCCCAUCUUGGUUCAACCGCAAAGGCGACAAAGAUAAGGACAAGGAGGAAGUAGAGCUGAGGGAGAGGAGGAUUUUGGUGGUGGGGUCGCCUACUUUUGGAGGCGAUGAUUAUGAGCAGGAUGCCAUGCGCGGUCAUAUUCAAGGAUUCUUGCUCCCCAAUGUUACUGUGGUGACUCCCUCAACCAAGCCUCCAGUCAAGCCGUUUUUGAGGCCGCAGUGGAUGUUUACGAUCCUGGGCGACACCAAGUUUCAGCAACUCGGAUCUCGUCUCGCUGCCUCCAAUCAUUCCUCUUCGGACUCGCCCUCUGGAUUCAAAGACCUGCUGAUUGUUGGGUCGCAGUCUGAGGAUGUGUUGAACACGCUUCCCAAGCUCGGUCGUCAAUGGCAAGCGGGCAUGGUCCGGAUCCUGGAUAUCUCGCAGAUCGCCAACGGGACGAUUGUCAAUAUAUCGGAUCUGGAUAACGAUACCAAUGUGAUCCGGGAUUCUUUGCAGGGGUCCCAGUCGAUGGCGCAUCUUUCGGCCGCGAUGGAGGUCUCGACGGAUGGCAAGAGUCUUUGGCUAGCCGAACCUUAUGCUAAAGGCGAAGAUGGACGCAUUUUGGAGUGGGAGCCUAAUUAUUCUAGGAGACGAGGUGAUGAUGAGGAUAACGGUGGACGCAGGAGAAGAAGAGUAGGAGGACAGAAGGAUGUUGUUAGUAUGAGGGGCCAACAGCUCGUGUUUUCGAAUGAUGGAGAGGGAGAUGGUGGAGAUGAUGAUGACGAUGAUGGCGGCAAUGACGGCGACCGGAUCAAGCAGUGUUUUAUUGGCACUGAUUCUCGAGGCCGCUUUGGGUCUCAGUUGUUGGUCGCCGAUUUGAACAAGGAUGGUGUUGAUGACCUUGUCGUCACCUCCUCCCACGCCUCUCAAUACGCCAAGUAA
This is a messenger RNA of Linnemannia hyalina, 2979 nucleotides long. Lineage: Eukaryota; Fungi; Mortierellomycota; Mortierellomycetes; Mortierellales; Mortierellaceae. The record is from the annotation of a GenBank genome assembly.